Messenger RNA from Prorocentrum cordatum, 879 nucleotides. NCBI's taxonomy places the organism in Eukaryota, Dinophyceae, Prorocentrales, Prorocentraceae. The record is from the annotation of a GenBank genome assembly.
GCUGGCGACGUCGCCCAGCUGGCAUCGGCUCUGAAGACGGUCACGGAGUCCAUCGGCACGCUGAAGCUCGCGAAUGGUGAUGCCAUCGCACAGCAGCUCGCGGGCGUCGCUGAUGCGCUCCAGGAGGCGCCAAGGACGCAGACCAAGUCACGAGCUGCGCGCUUGGCUGAAGCGGCGAAGGAGCUCGAGUACGCCAACAAGCAGUACAGGUGGGCGUUCGAGCAGGAGGGGUCAGCACAGCAGAAAGGCGAGAAGGCCAGUGCGGCCCUGAAGGAGAGAGCGGACGCGGUCGCGAAGGCUGAGCGCGAGAUCGAGGAGACCCAACAAGCGGGCAAGCCGAACACCAACCAGCACAGCAUCUUUGAGCAGCUGCUCGACACGGACGCGGGCCUGCUCUCUCCGAGCGACGUGCAGGUCGCCGAAGUGGAGCAGGAGUUCGCACACGCGGAUGACCUGGACGAGCAGGGCCGCAAGGAGAUCGACGACGCCAAGCGCCAGGUGCUGGAGCAGCUGCAGAGGAACAUCGGGGAGUUCGCGGGCCAGCUGACGCAGCACCUCCAGGCGGCAACGCUGAAGGCGGAGCAGGAAAGAGCCGAGAUCCCGCAGGCCUGCAAGAAGAGGAAGCACCACAUCUUCUGCGCCAACAUCACGCGGUGGGACCCGAAAGUCUUGAGCUGGCUGCGCCACGAUGAAGCACGGCAGCUGUACAACGUCUACGCGUUGCAGGAGGCCCACCUGGCCCACCACGAGCUCGACAGCACUGAGCACAAGCUGCAGAAGACGGGCUUCUCAGCAGUGUUCACAGCAGCGCGGGCAAGCGACAGAAGCGAGAUAGGUACUUGCGGAGGCACGAGAGCCCUCGUCAAGGGCCACCUCAAG